Equus caballus (horse) is the source of this 2976-nucleotide messenger RNA. It is a transcript of the gene ADIG, whose product is annotated as adipogenin. NCBI's taxonomy places the organism in Eukaryota, Metazoa, Chordata, Mammalia, Perissodactyla, Equidae. Gene Ontology annotation, biological process: brown fat cell differentiation; white fat cell differentiation. The record is from RefSeq and is a predicted model, not a curated record. Gene Ontology annotation, cellular component: nucleus; cytoplasm; lipid droplet.
GGCUGCCCUUCGUAAUUUAGAUCUGUGGGUUUUCACUCUGGCUUUGUAGAGUUUCAGGAAAUAGUCGAAAUUUGAUUAAUUUUAAAAGUAUUUGCACUUGUAUGCUAGAAGGAGCUUGUAUAAUUAAAGUACUGCCAACAGAGUGCCACCUUACAGAGGUUUGCAGUUCUCGAGGGGCUGGCUGGCUCUCUCUGAGUUGGGAACACAAAAAUGCAAGCUAUGCUCUCUGCCUGCCGAAGAUCUGAGCUCUGCCAGGUCUGGCCAGUCAGGAAAGGGGAGAGAUGCAGAGGAGGUCAUCCCCCCACCACCUGCUACCCCUAUGAGUAGGGUUGGCUGUGUUCAAUGGGGCCAGAUUAGUACCUUACUGCCUAGAUUACACACGGUGGGGUGGUUGUACCACUUGAGGAAGCAGUAAGGUGCAUGCCUCUGCCGAGCACCACCUGCUCCAGCCUGACCCUAAAGCCAGAGCUGGGAGGGGCCUCCCCCGCAGUUGUGUAUCCAUACCUGAUCUGCCUGCUCACCACAGGACCUCCAGCUGGGCCCUGGUGGCCAGAGAAGCUUCUCCCUGGGCUGACUGCACAGUGGCCCUGUUUUGGGGUCUGGCAAGAAAAUAUGUUCAAGCCUAUCCCACCUGUGCUGCUCAGCUCUUUCUGACCUCAGCCCCUUCAGGACCCCGUGCCAAGAAAUCAUGCUCAGCCCCAACCCAGACCACCCCGCUCCUGUUCUUGGCCUCUGGGCCCUGAGUGCACAGUCCACCAGGGCACUAUGCUCCUUGGACGUACAUUCUAAUACCAUCUGCCCAGACCUCCUCUUCUGGGGACUCUGCUCAUCUCACAGCUGGGCUCAGACUCCCUCUAAACACCCUGGCCCUCUAAACUCCAGCUGUCCCCUCUCCUCCCCUAUGUUUUACUAUGGCUGGCCCCUCUUGCCUUUUUCCCUGGGCUGGUGUCUGCCUAUGAGGAGGUCCUUUCACCUCAUGUCUCCCCUUAGGUCUACCACCCACUUCCUGCAGCUGCUCCCUGAGCUUGGAACAGGGUCUGCCUGAUUUUCCCAACUUGUGCUCCGUGAGAUGCUGUGGUCUCAAAGACAAGUUUCAUCAGACUGGUUGCUCAUUAACGUGUGGAGUCCCAAGCCUCACCCCCUGGAGGUUCUGCCUCCGUAGAGCAGGGUGAGCUUGGGAAUGGGCCGGUUUCGUAAGUAGCCUCCAGCCCCCACCCACCUGCUGGCAGUGACUGAGGCAGGUCGUCCAAGUACCCUUUUGGAGAAUACUGAGCUUCUGUCCCCUCCCCUCCAUGAGCAGCAGCUGCUCCUCCUGUGGUCUUCCUGCACCCAUCAGGCUCCCAGUCUGGCCUGAGUCUCCUUGCAGCUUAGGGGCUGUCAGGCCCUGAGAGGCCCAGCGCCUCUUCCUGCCACUGGGCCUGGCACAUGGAGGUUUACUAACUACUUCAUGAAUGAAUGAAUGACAGGGGAGAGGCAGGGAGAGAAGUUUGGCAGUUGGGAGUGUUCUGCCCACUUGGGCGAUAAAGGAACAAGAUUAAGGUCUUAGAAGCCCCUCACUGAAAACCCUAUAAAGAGAGAUUCGGAAGCUUCUAGAUUAAAUAAUAGUCAUUUAUUGAGGGCCUACUAGAUUAGAAGGUUUUUAAAAGGCAGCCCAGUGACCCAGUUUGGCUCAGCUGACUUGUUUUGUUUAGCUAAGAAUCUUUUAACAAGGUUUGAUUCAACAUUUUUAAAUUGGGAGAUUUCACAUAAAAAUCCAGAUUUUUUUGGCUCUCUUGGAAAAGUCAGGAGAUCUGGCCAUACUGGACCUGCAUUUCUCGUGUAGCAGUUAUUGGCUGGAGCUACUGCUGCCUGCCUGCUUUAGAUGUACCCAGCUCCAUCCAGGUUGUUCAGCCCCCAGCACUCCCACAAAGUGUAAACGUGAGCCUGUGUAGCCUGAAUUGUGGGACCUGGGACCUGACUGGUUCCUGGAGGAAUCUGUGACCUCAAGUAUAUGAAGACCCACCUGUGGGCAAUUUGUAUCUCGUCAUUUAUUUUUCUAACUUUUAGCAGAAUGAUGAGGUAAGAAUUAUUUCCAUCCUACAAGAGCAUCAAGGAGUUGUCGUGUAAACCCAUAACAUCUUAGCAGGGAUUCAAACCCAGGCCUGCCUGCCUAUCUGCCUGGAAGCCAGCCUGUCUCACUGCCCUGGCUCUUGCCUGUUUGUUAAAACAGCUCUCCUUUCGCUUGAAGGACCCUGUGGCCGCCUUGUUAUGUCACAGGCUCAGUCACAAUUGGGCUGAGAGCAGAGUGUGGUCUGGCCCGUCAGGUCCCAGGGCAGCCCUGCUAGCCCAGCCCAGGCUGGCCCCGCUUAGCCGCACAUGCAACAUGAAGUACCCUCUGGUGCCGCUGGUGAACGACCUCACAUUUUCUUUCCUGGUGUUCUGGCUCUGCCUGCCCGUGGGCUUGCUCUUGUUCUUGUCGAUCGUCUGGCUACGCUUCCUUCUUAGCCAAGAUACAGAGGAAAAUGACUCAGAUUUAUGCUUUGAUUGGGAGCCCUGGAGCAAAGCCCCAGCUGAAUUUUGCUGGGAGGAGACACUCCAUAGCCAAGAGGAGGAGAGGCCCUGCUGGUGAGUCUGUUCUGCCAGCUUGGUUUUCCCGGAGUCAGCUGGGCGGCGGCAAUGGCCAAAAUGGAUGGGGAAGACUUGCCUGGAAGGGAAGAGGACUUUGGCCAAUGAGGUGCUUACCUGGGACCCCCAACUUCUCUCCUCCACUGAUGGAUGCACGAAAGCCUCCAGAGGACUCAUCUAGUCUCCAUUGCAGAUGGCCUCCUGGCCCCAUGGAGGAGCCCGAGUCUGUGAAGAUGGUGUAAGCAGGUGCACGGGGAGAAGCUGGCCAACUGAAUUCAGAGGAGGUCCUGGGGCAGGGCUGGAAUGGAGGCUGUGGGUCCGUAUUAAAGAAAUGAGGGGAUGCCUGUGCUCAGGAGACCCCUGACAAACCUG